Molecule: messenger RNA, 246 nt
Organism: Colletotrichum orchidophilum
Lineage: Eukaryota; Fungi; Ascomycota; Sordariomycetes; Glomerellales; Glomerellaceae
Exons: 2
Coding region: 1-246 (81 amino acids)
Source: RefSeq, a predicted model, not a curated record
AUGUCUCAAAGAUCCGCACGAUCCGUCACCACCACAUCAAAUGGCGGUGUCAGAGCCGCUGGCUAUGCGGCGGCAGGGCCGAUGAUGGAUAGGUAUCUUCGAAGCCCGAUGGAGCUGCCCGAGAGACUUGUCUCCAUUGGGAGCGGCACCUCAUCAACACGAACGAGUUCGAGCAGUCGCCAGCAGACACAGCGUUCCUUGACAGCAUGGGAUGCGCGAUGGACGCAGGCUGGCCAAUCGUCUUAG